This is a messenger RNA of Saprolegnia diclina VS20, 579 nucleotides long. RefSeq lists its product as hypothetical. The record is from RefSeq and is a predicted model, not a curated record. Bases 1 to 579 code for a protein of 192 amino acids. The transcript has a single exon. Lineage: Eukaryota; Oomycota; Saprolegniomycetes; Saprolegniales; Saprolegniaceae.
AUGGCAAACGAACAAGCCAUGGGCUACGCAAGCAUCCGAGACGCGCUCUUGCCGUUCGUCCCGCCCGUGCUGCGUGUGAACGCGGCGACGCUCGAGGCGCUGCAGCCUUCGACGGACCAGCUGCGCAGCGUGCUCACUGCCGCGAACGCCAAGCGGCUCGGUCUCUUGCUCGUAUGGGCGGUCGGCCUCUACAGCGCCGAGCAGAUCGACGCCGCGCCGAUCUUUGUCAUGGGCAGCAUCCUCUACGCCGUGCUCUCCAACCUCGGCGACAAGGCCACCGACUCGGUCAGCGUCGAUGAGGAUGGCAACGAGAUCCAGCUGCCGAGCGCGUACUCGGUGUUCAACCGCAACAAGCAGCGGCUGCCUGGCCAGCUCACGACCGAAGAUUUCGAGUCGCAGCUGCGCCACCGCCUACCACAAGACCAUCACGACAGCAACGACGACGACGAUGAUAUCGCUGGCGCCCAUGCCGAGAACGAGGAUGACGAUAGCGAUGCAGAGAUGCGCGAGGCCAUUCGCCGGUCCCUCGAAGACGCGCAAAAUGCACGGAAGAAGCACCGCCGCAAGCCACGAUGCUAA